Messenger RNA from Thyridium curvatum, 1746 nucleotides. RefSeq lists its product as uncharacterized. The record is from RefSeq and is a predicted model, not a curated record. Gene Ontology annotation, biological process: positive regulation of transcription by RNA polymerase II; DNA-templated transcription. Gene Ontology annotation, cellular component: nucleus. The transcript is spliced from 5 exons. Lineage: Eukaryota; Fungi; Ascomycota; Sordariomycetes; Thyridiales; Thyridiaceae. Gene Ontology annotation, molecular function: zinc ion binding; sequence-specific DNA binding. The coding region runs from base 1 to 1746 and encodes 581 amino acids.
AUGCAGCACCAUCAACGUCCACCGGAGCUGCCUCAACCGCCUAUGAGCUCACGCGAGUCAACUGUCCCAGACUUUGAUCGCAAUCCUCUCGUGGACAAUGGAGAAACCUUUGCGAUCGACCCGAAUGGGAAGUACUGGUACAUGGGACCGACUUCCUCGUGGGCCUUUUGCAGACGCGUCGUUGCAAUGAUCGGAAGCCGAGUUCCUGAACCCGAACCUCCAGUAGACCCGUGGGAUCUACAAACGCGCCAGUUGACGUGGGUUCCCCUCGGACUCCACCAGCAGCCGAGCGUCGAGAACCUACCGUCUCGAGACUACGCCUUGUUUCUUUUGAUGACUGUCAAGUUUCAUCUCGGGCCGCUAUCUCAGAUCAUUCACGAUGACUCGUUUCGGCAACACCUGGAGAGGUUCUACCGGAAUCCCGCCGCGGAGGCCAGCCAGUCAAGGUACUGGUAUGCCCAGCUGCUGAUCAUCUUGGCUUAUGGGGAGGCUUUCUCCGCCAACGGAACGAUGAAGACUAUCCCGGGGCUGGAUUAUGCUUCUCGUGCCCUGGCCCUGACCUCAAGCCUGAUCCCAAUGGGCGGUGACACACUUGCAGCAGCCGAGGCUCUUUGCCUAAUAGCGUUAUAUCUCCAGGCUCUCGAUCUGCGUUUGAUGGCUUUUCAGAUGAUCGGGCAGGCUCUCCGAAUAUGCCUCAUUGAGGGAUGGCACCGGCAAAUGCCAGCCGACCAGGUGGAUGUACGACAUUCACAGCGGUGCAACACAGUGUUUUGGACCGCAUAUAUCAUUGACAGAGAAUUCGGUACCCUAGUCGGAGCUCCUAGUAGCAUUCGAGAUGAAGACAUCACUACGAAGCUGCCGUCGGCACUCACCUCAUCGGUGGGCGCGGACGCACUAGCGCUACAGAUCAGACUUGCGCGUCUUACGGCAACCAUUCUCACCGGCGUCUAUGGUGUGGACAGGAGUUCCAGUGGAAGCUUGCUCCGAGACACUCAGUCUGCACUGCACGACAUUGCCGACAUAUCAAGAGAUAUGAGCGUGUUCUUGGGAAGUAACCUUGAGGGUAUCAACAUCAAGACUUCGAAGACCGCCACCCGCCUUAUUCUGUCGUAUCAUCAUUGCGUGGUCUUGACAACACGACCGCUGGUCAUGUGCCUGCUACAGAGGCGCCUGGCACGGGGUGGGCAAGACAAGCCGGUGCCGAGCGACCCGAUCAGUUCCUUACUCCAGUCCUGUUCUUCGUCUGCUCUGAAUAUACUGAAGAUGUUAAAGUCACUGUGCGAUAGCAACUUGAUUGACUGCUUCCUUCCUUUCCAACUCGAAACAGUCUUUUCCUCAACUUUUCUGCUUUAUGUCAUCGGAAUGGUAGCACCCGAUUUUGUCACGGAUCGAAGUUGGCUUAGCAUGGCCCACGAUAUGUUUGACACGAUGAUCGCGAGAGGAAGCCCGGCGGCGCCGCUAAGAAAGCGAGAGUUUCAGCGGCUCGAGCAGGUGAUGGAGGCAUAUCUAGCCGAACAGCCGGUAGAGACGGAGAGAGAAGUUCCAAGGCAGCUAUACAACUCAGCCCAAGAUCAAGAGAGUAUAAUGGGGGUUGGCAAUAGCGUUGGCAGCAUGGGAGAUGCCAGCUACAUGAGUCAGAUUCCUUGGACUGUUCAGGACGGAAUCGAAGGAUUUAUCAUGUCACCCACUGAUAUUCUGAACAUGGCAGAUGAGUUGCAGAUAGACGACUUUAUCGUACAUCAAUAG